Molecule: messenger RNA, 1727 nt
Organism: Argiope bruennichi
Lineage: Eukaryota; Metazoa; Arthropoda; Arachnida; Araneae; Araneidae
Gene: U4-U6-60K
Product: U4/U6 small nuclear ribonucleoprotein Prp4-like
Exons: 16
Coding region: 104-1666 (520 amino acids)
Biological process (GO): mRNA splicing, via spliceosome
Cellular component (GO): U4/U6 x U5 tri-snRNP complex
Molecular function (GO): U4 snRNA binding; protein binding; U6 snRNA binding
Source: RefSeq, a predicted model, not a curated record
CUUUUAGUAUUUUGCUUCUGGCAAUUCACUAGAAAACCGGCACGUCUGUUUUUGUAAACAACAUUGUUUUUAUAAACAGUUGAGUUCAUUUGAUUAGCCAAAAAUGUCGGAUGAUGAAGAAAUUAGUUAUGUCAAGCGGCAAAAGAUCAUUCAUUUUGGUAGUUUGGAGGAGCAGGAAAGACAGAAAUUGGAACAAGAAAAGAUAAAAGAAGAUAGUGAUAGUAAAGAAAGCAGUGAGGGAGAAGAAAAUGAACCAGAAAAAGAAGCAACGGCUUCUGGGAGUAUUAAUGUUAGCGAAGAAUAUAUGGACUUGGAAGAAGAAGUAAAUAAAGAAAAACAGAUGCUUCUGGAAGAGUUUGAACGAAGAAAAAAGGCUCGUCAAAUAAAUGUCUCAACAGAUGAUUCUGAGGUCAAAAUACAUUUAAGACAGAUUGGAGAACCAAUUUGUUUGUUUGGAGAAGGUCCAGCAGAACGUCGAGAAAGAUUAAGACAAAUUUUAGCUCUUCUUGGAGAGGAUGCUAUAAAAAAGAAGCAGGAGGAGGAAGAGGAAAAGGAGGAGAUCAAAGAGGAAAUAGCUAAAACUACUUGGUAUCAUGAAGGUACAGAAAAUCUACUGAAAGCUAGAGUAUGGAUAGCUGCUUAUUCCAUACCUAAAGCAAAGGAAAGACUUAAACAAGCUAAAAGGGAAAAAGAGGAACCAGAUUCUAGAAGACAUGCAAAGAGACAAGAGUUGUAUAAGAAACUUAGGUCUUUAAACAUUAACUGCAGUCAAAUUGGAGACACCAGACCAUUAUCAUUUUGCCAAUUUAGUCCUGAUUCAAAGAUGCUUGCUACAGCCUCUUGGAGUGGUUUAUGCAAGCUAUGGUCUGUUCCUGAUUGCGAAUUAAUUAGGACAUUAAGGGGUCACAAUUGCAAUGUUGGGUCUAUUGUAUUUCAUCCCGAAGCAACUCUGACUCAGUCUGAAACUGCUGUUAAUAUGGCAUCUUGUUCUACAGAUGGCACUGUUAAACUGUGGGAUUUAAAAAGUGAUGAGCCAAUUGCGGAUUUAGAGGGCCAUGCACCUCAUCGAGUAUCUAGAUGUGUCUUCCAUCCUUCAGGUCGUUUUCUAGCUACAUGUGUUUUCGAUAAUUCAUGGAGACUCUGGGAUCUUGAAGUGAAGGAGGAAAUUUUACAUCAAGAAGGACACAGUAAGCCAGUGUAUGAUGCAAGCUUUCAGUGUGAUGGAUCACUUAUAGCUACCGGAGGUAUGGAUUCGUUUGGAAGAGUUUGGGACUUACGCACAGGGAGAUGCAUUUGGUUUCUAAAUGGUCAUCAAAAUUCAGUGCUUACAAUAUGUUUUUCUCCAAAUGGUUAUCAACUUGCAACAGGCAGUGCUGAUAACACAGUGAAAGUAUGGGAUUUGAGACGACAAAAGUGUGAAUACACUAUAUCUGUUCAUACAAAUCUUGUGUCAAGAGUACUUUUUGAAAAAACAAAUGGAGAAUAUUUAGUUACAACAUCCUACGAUAACUCAUUAAAGGUGUGGUCUCAUCCUGGAUGGACUCCUAUUCAAACCCUUUGUGGUCACAGUGGCAAAGUGAUGGGGGCUGACAUCUCAAAUGAUGAUAAAUAUAUAGCCACAGCGUCUUUUGAUAGAACUUUUAAACUCUGGUCACCAGAGAGCUAAUUGAGAUCUGUACAGUUAUUGUAUAUUUUCUUGUUUGUAAUAAAAUGAUAUUUUUAAUUAA